Molecule: messenger RNA, 963 nt
Organism: Pichia membranifaciens NRRL Y-2026
Lineage: Eukaryota; Fungi; Ascomycota; Pichiomycetes; Pichiales; Pichiaceae
Exons: 1
Coding region: 1-963 (320 amino acids)
Source: RefSeq, a predicted model, not a curated record
AUGGAUGGAAUUAGUGGGAAGACAAUUUCGAUUGUCAUGAGCAACGACAUCAGGUUUGUUGGUGUGAUUGAAAAAGUCGACGCUGAAACAAAGAUCAUCAGCAUUCUCAACGCCAGGUCUUUUGGCACCGAAGUCAGAGUGCCAGACCCAAGUAAGUGGAUUUUGCCAAGUCCUGAGAUACAUCCUCGUAUUGAGUUGAACGGUGAUGUGGUGAAAACGUUGAACCUCCUUGAGAGUAACGUCGAAGACCUGAAGCCAGAACUCUUGCCUGGAAUGUACCAAUACAGCAUGCCUGGGUUUAAUGGUAUGCCACUACAGGGGAUGGGUGCUCCCUCUGGGUUUGAUCCAUCUGGUAAUGCACAGUACCAAUCGUAUUAUCCUCCACAGCCUGUGCAACAACAACCGUCGACACAAUAUUCAGCCGAACAACCAGCACAGCAGUCUCAGUCUACACAAGCUGCAACAACGGAAACAUCACCUGCUAAUACCGAACCACCUGCUGCAGCCAGUGAAGCUGUCGCUAGCGUAAGUACAGAGACACAAUCUCAAUUGACUACUCAAAAUGACGAGAAGCCUGCCAACCCUGCAUCGGAUGGCAAGAUGGGGGCUGACUUCGAUUUUUCUGAGAAUAACGCCAAGUUUGAAAGAGAUGCAGCCAAACCGACUUUAGACGCUGGCACCUCCUACAACAAGAGUUCCUCCUUUUUUGAUGAUCUAUCUUCAUCUAUCACUGACAGAACAGUAGAUCGUAUGACAUGGAACCAGGAAAAAACACUGAAUGAAGACACCUUUGGCCAGGCAAGCUUGAGAGGGCGUGGCAGAGGUAGAGGACGUGGAAGAGGCAGAGGUAGAGGCAGAGGCAGAGGUAGGGGACGUGGAAAUUCCAACGGAAGAGGAAGAGGUGGAUUCAAUAACAAUCAAAACGGCAGCACCUAUAACACCCAACCGGAAUGGGCAUUCUGA